Adineta ricciae is the source of this 1207-nucleotide messenger RNA. The record is from the annotation of a GenBank genome assembly. Lineage: Eukaryota; Metazoa; Rotifera; Eurotatoria; Adinetida; Adinetidae.
GUGUAGUCGUUGGUUUAUAGUGUUGUGUUGACAUGUUAUGAAAUGAAUCGAGGAAUAAAUUAACAAUGACAGUAUUUUCAUGGUGUGUGACGAAGGAAUGAUAAAUGGGUUGGAUUGAUUUCUUCAGUCGGCGUGGCAAUGAACUGUUGAUGAGGUUAAUUAAGAUUCGACCGUGAUUGACAUUUGUGCACGUCGGAAAUGAUUAUGGAUGAAAUGACGAAAUUCGAAUGUAUGUAUACAGUCGGUUGUCACGCUCGUUCUAAAUUGUGAAAUUGUAUCUUGGUUUAAAAUUUGUUCGUUGGAGAUGAAUUGUAUCUGUGAACAAAGUCUUUAUAACGCAUGUUCUUGCAAGAAGAAAUAUCGUUUGCCUUUAGCAUUACCACUCUACGAUGGUCAUUGCCAUGUGGACCUAUUUUUUAAAUAUGGAUUUAAUGAAACUCACUUCGGUUCACAACUUGCUCAUGGACGGAAAAUGGUGCUGAUAGACAAUCGUCAUAACUUUCAGCGUUGGUUUGUGAACAGUCUGAUCGACAAUCCAAAUGUAACAAUAUUCACUACAUAUGGAAUUCAUCCGAAAUACCUACCAUCUGAUCGAGAAAAUGUAUUAGAACAAUUUAAACAAAUUUUUGAGAAUAAAUUAACUCUGAACACAAUGAAAGUAGCUAUUGGCGAAUGCGGGAUUGAUGCGACGAGCAAAUAUUCUUUAAAUGAUCAAUUAUUUAUAUUUAAGUUUCAAUUGCAAAUGGCAGCUGAUUUCGGCAUUCCUGUCGUCUUGCACGGUCGAGGAACCAAUUCAUUUUCAAUAAUACUGGAAGAAUUAAAAACGCAUUUAAACUCAAAACAUCAUGUUCAUUGGCAUUGCAUUAAUCCAAAUAGUAAUUUGAACAUUAUCACAGAUUUCUUGAGUCAUUUUGAGAAUUAUUUUAUUGGUCUCAAUGGAUCUAUCAUCGCGCAUGAUCCAAAUGCUCAAAAGGUAUUUAAUAACUGGCUGCUUUCUCAUUCAACUAUUUUAAAUAAAAUUAUUAUCGAAACUGAGUUUCCCUUCUUACGUCCAUAUAUACUGGAAGAAAAUCAAUAUAAUCCCAUAAGUGGCAUUGCAACUACCGCACAGUAUAUAGUUAAUGUUUUGUGCAUGAAAAAUAUGAACACAACAAAAAUGAUCGACCAUUCAAACACCAAUAGUAGGCACAUGUAUUCGUUAUAUUAA